CAGUUCCUGGACCUGCUCGUAGUUUUUGCCUCUCCCUCUCUCUGUACAUAGGGCAAAGCUGUCAACAGGGAGCAGUGACAGAGCUUAAACAGGGUUUUAAACACCUAAGUAGAAGUCACUAAAAUGGGAGUAGAGCCACCUUUGCGCCACAACACAGAUGCUCCAAUCGUACUCGGCCUACAACCGGCUGCUCUUAUCGACAAUGUGGCUCCCGUUGAUUGCGCCUUGCUCGAUCAAAUCCCCGGCGAGAGAGGUGGCUCUAUUCCGGUUCAAAUGGAUGAGCUAGAGUAUAUUCUGAACGAGAUUAAAAUCCAUAACCUCAAAACUCCUGGUGAUCCAUAUCCCAUGAAGACAAUGGCCGGAGGAAGUGUUGCCAAUACUAUUCGAGGACUUAGUACUGGAUUUGGGGUGUCUUCUGGGAUAAUUGGAGCCUAUGGUGAUGAUGAGCAAGGUCACCUAUUUGUAAAGAACAUGAGCUUCAGUGGAGUCGACCUCUCAAGACUGAGAAUGAAGAAGGGGUCCACGGCUCAGUGUGUUUGCCUGGUUGAUGCCUCAGGCAAUCGCACAAUGCGUCCCUGUCUCUCCAGUGCUGUGAAAGUUCAGGCAGAUGAUCUAACCAGAGAGGAUUUUAAGGGCUCUAAGUGGCUGGUGUUAAGAUAUGGAAUUUUCAAUUUAGAAGUUAUUCAAGCUGCCAUUUUGAUUGCCAAACAAGAGGGUCUUUCUGUCUCCUUGGAUUUAGCCAGUUUUGAGAUGGUUCGGAAUUAUAGAUCACCUCUUCUGCAGCUAUUGGAGUCCAGGGAUAUAGACCUUUGCUUUGCUAAUGAGGAUGAAGCAAUAGAGCUACUAAGGGGUGAAGACAAGGCUGAUCCUGAGGCUGCGGUUGAGUUCAUGGCCACGUAUUGCAAAUGGGCAGUCGUAACACUAGGGUCCAAUGGAUGUAUUGCCAAACACGGAAAGGAGGUGGUAAGAGUGGCAGCCAUAGGAGAGGCCAGAGCAACAGAUGCAACCGGAGCUGGGGACCUGUUUGCCAGUGGGUUUCUAUAUGGAUUAGUAAAGGGAUUGAGCCUGGAGCAAUGCUGCAAAGCAGGGUCAUGUAGUGGUGGGUCAGUAAUUCGGGCUCUUGGGGGUGAGGUGACUCCAGAGAACUGGCAAUGGCUGUAUAAGCAGAUGCAGAUGAAAGGUCUUCCACUUCCUGACAUCCGAAACUGAUGUUCUGCGAAAGUGCCGAAACCAAUUGGCUUCUCUAAUUAUUGCUACUGUCUAUUAAAAUUUUCUGACAGCAAUUGGCAGCUGUUGUUGGAUUUUUGGGGCUAGUUUCACGUCAUAGUUGUCUGAGAACACAGAAUCAUUGAGAUGAUGAUAGAUUCAUUUAAACGCGGAACACAGAGAGACUUGCAAUUCAUUUUGUCAGGAAUUAAUUUAGAUCCUAAUCUCAUCGGGUAAAAAUGGGAUGCUGUAUCGUAUUAAAUGUGAUUUAUAGAACCUUAUUAUAUUGGAAAGAGAUAACGUUAUAGGAA
Molecule: messenger RNA, 1517 nt
Organism: Carica papaya (papaya)
Lineage: Eukaryota; Viridiplantae; Streptophyta; Magnoliopsida; Brassicales; Caricaceae
Product: pfkB-like carbohydrate kinase family protein
Source: RefSeq, a predicted model, not a curated record